Dalotia coriaria is the source of this 11146-nucleotide messenger RNA. It is a transcript of the gene Sdb, whose product is annotated as SAXO downstream of blistered. The record is from RefSeq and is a predicted model, not a curated record. NCBI's taxonomy places the organism in Eukaryota, Metazoa, Arthropoda, Insecta, Coleoptera, Staphylinidae. Gene Ontology annotation, cellular component: centriole; cytoskeleton; ciliary basal body. Gene Ontology annotation, molecular function: microtubule binding.
AUGACUGUGAAGAAAACCAAGAAGAAGGCGUCCCGAACGGAGGACGCCACCACCAGCAGUACGAGCAACCUUAGUAAUACUAAUCAAAUGACCAGCAGUUACAGUACUUCAUCCACUUCCAAAUCAACCUCGCAAUCACAAUCUACGUCCCAAAUGCAGAAGACAACGUCUUCAUCAAGUUUGCAGAUUGCGGAUGUUUCCCAUUUACCGGUGGACGCCGCCAUUGUUACUUACACUGUAACAGAAACCCUACCGGGUACCGGGGAGAAAAUUACUACCUACGCCGAUAGUGGUGCUACUAGUACAGAAUACCGGCAUCAGAUUGCUCAAGAAUCAAGCACUUCCAGUUCUACUAAUAUUCAACAGAUCAGUGGAAAUCAUAGUCUCGCAGAGACAUCUUCCUACACUGUAGUAGAACCCAAAGAAGAGAGAAUAAUCGGAAAGAAUGACUCCGCUUGGAAUGGGAAAUUCGUUGUGGAGAAACCCGCAACUAAAGUGUCUCGUUUUUCUUCAUCAAGUUCUCAACAAAAAUCAUCUUCUUCUUCUGUUAUGAAAAGCUCUUCAGCAUCCUACAUCAUUAAAAUGGUCGAUGGAAAAGAAGUACGUGAAUUAGUUGAUGAGAAACAUAAUGAAUCAGGGCACUCAAAGUCUGCGUUCAAAGAGGAGAAUAUGUCGAUGAAAGAUGGCACUGAUAUCACACCGGAAAUCCACUAUUCAAAACAUGGCGGAAAAAGCGCUACUGUUUACGACUCCGCUGUGCCAGAAUUAACCGCUCCAAAAAGCAAAACCUCUGAAUACUCUACAGAAUAUCAUAAAGUAGGUGAUUCUGUGACUACAUCAGCUAACUAUGAAAAGUCAACCGAUGCUAAGAAUAUGUUAGAACACACACAUUCCGGAAAACAUUCCAUUAAAGAUUCAAGUCAAACUCAAACUCAAGCUGGGCAAUAUGGUGAUACAAUCGAAAAAUGUGAGCAGUACAAGCAAGUCACAUCAAAGCGAAUUCGUGGAGAAUACAGGGAAACAACUUUUAUUACAACUACAACCACUUAUUAUGACUCUACAGGAAAGGUGAUCAAACAGGACUCGAAUUCCGAAGCGUACGGAUCACCAUCUGUGACCAAUCAACAAACUGUCAGCAGUAGCAGUGAUUUUAUCACUAAUGAAACUAAUUCUACAAAUAUUAGUAAUAUUAGUAAUGUUUCUAAUAUUCAAUCUUCUUCAAAAAUUACUUCCAAUGAAUAUCAAGACCAUACCACGUUGAGUAGCUCACAGAUAGACCGCCAUCUUGUUGACCAAACAUCGAAAUCUGUCCGCGAGCGAACACCGACGCGUAAACCAUCGGUUUCCAAGUCGCCCACACGAAAGUCGCCCACGAGGAAGCCGAAGAAGCCAGAGCGCAGCGGCAGCCGCACGCACAUCUCCGACUCGAAUAUUGUGCAAGAUAUUCAGAACUUUCUCGAUGGUAACGAUACGAUCACAACGACAUCUACAUCCGAAACCACUACAAAAGUGAAUAACAUCAACAAUAAAGUAACUGGUAGCGAAAGUGUUGAUUUUAUCCGAAACGAAACUCGUCUACCCUUAGAUAACACUGAUCACUCACAUACCACUGUAUAUGAGGUGAUUACGACUGAAUAUGACACCAACAGUAAUGUUACCAGUGUACAAGACGACCGGUCCACUAUUAAAAAGGACGUUCAAUCAUUUAUUGACACUGAAAUCAUCAAGGACACAACUACAUCUAAAAAUGUCAUUGAAGACGUCUCUACUGAUCGCAGGAGUAUUGUUAAUAAAGAGUUUAUUACCGAUGUUGUUGAUAAGACAUCAACUGUUGAUGUUAAAGAUGUCAAUAUUGUUGAGAACAUCACCAAUAUCAAAGAAAUUAAUGAAGUUGAAAAUGUGACCAAAGUGGAUAAAAUCAUCGACAACAAAGUAAUAAACAUCACGAAAGUCAUUAAAGAGGAGCCCAAACCCACGAAAGUCACACUGCCCAAGAAGGAGGUGUGCAUUUGUGAAAUGUGUACUUGCGGUCGCCACAGCUGCCCGCACAAUCCAGAAAAGUAUAAUGACCACCUCCACCUUGAAGGUCCGUUUAUAGGUACACCUAAAGAUGAGUACAAUGCGACGCGCGGGGAAAGGGCCCCGAUUAAAAUUCCCCAGGAUAAUCUGAAACUUGAGGGCGAUUUUGUUAAGCGUACACCUGAUGACUGGAAGCCUGCAGAUAGGCCCAAACAAAAGAAACCACAGGAUAAUUUGUACAACGAAGGUGAUUUUGAGCGUCCUGACAAGGUUUGUUAUCGUCCCGGUGAGAGACCCACACCUAUCAGACACAAUGACAAUCUUCGUUUGGAGGGAGAUUUUGAGACCCCUGAAAAACCGAAGUUUGUACCUGCAGAACGUCCAAAACAAAAGAAACCCGAAGAUAAUUUAUACAUGGAAGGUGACUUUCCUAAGCGUAAACCUGAUGAAUGGCAACCUGCAGAAAGGCCCAAACAGAAGAAACCUCAAGAUAACUUGUACAACGAAGGUGAUUUUGAUCGCCCUGAUCGUCCAGAGUACCGCCCAGCUGAAAGACCAUCACCAAUUAAACCAGGUGACAAUUUAAAACAGGAAGGUGACUUUGAACGCCCUGUUAAGGAAAAAUAUAGACCCGGCGAGAGGCCAUCGCCAGUUAAGCAACCUGAUAAUUUGAAACAAGAGGGUACCUUUGAAAGACCUGAUAAACCCAAAUUUGUUCCUGCAGAACGUCCAAGACAAAAAAAGCCUGAAGAUAAUUUAUAUCUUGAAGGAGAUUUUCCAAAACGUAAACCUGAUGAAUGGCAACCUGCAGAAAGGCCUAAACAAAAGAAGCCUCAAGAUAACUUAUAUAAUGAAGGUGAUUUUGAUCGUCCCGAUCGUCCAGAAUAUCGCCCAGCUGAACGACCUUCCCCAAUUAAACCAGGUGAUAAUCUUAAAUUAGAAGGAGAUUUUACUGGAACCAGGGAAGUCAUAACUGACUACAGAACUUUCAAGGGUGAACGUGCUGAGGUUACCCGUCGUGUAGAUAACAUUGUACUUACUGGUGAUUUUAUUGACGAAACCACGAACAAAUCAACUUUCACAGGUGAACUUAUUGAACGCGUUUCCCCAGUUCGUCGUAAUACCUGGACAAAGGUUGAUGGUGAGUUCAUCCAUGACACUACAAACCGUUCGGAAUUCAUCGAUCACACCAAUAUUGAACGUACUACUCUGGUUCAGAAGAGGAGGGACAACUUAACUGUAGAAGGCGACAUGUAUUUUACAACAUCUACCACUGAAGAGUUCACUGAGAAGAAUGUGCCGGUUGAACAAAGACGUCGGAGAACCUGGACUAAGGACGAUGUUGAGAAAUUUUAUUCUACUAGAGAUGAUAUAGUCCAUACCACCUCCCAAGAUACAUAUAAAGUUAUCAAAGAUGUUAAUAUCAGAGAAGAUGUUGUCAUACAUAGAGAUAAUCUUACUCUUGAAGGACCUUUUGAUGGUAGUACCAGAGCUAAGGAAGAUUUUGUGCCCAAAACAGUGGAACGGCCAACUCCAACAAAACCGGUCGAUAACUUAAAAUCAGAAGGAUCAUUUGAUAAACGCAAACCAGUAGAAUGGAAACCAUCUGAAAGACCCUCUCCGAUUAAACCCGAUGAUAAUUUAAAACAAGAAGGUACUUUUGAAAGACCUGAAAAACCUAAAUUUGUUCCGGCUGAGCGCCCAAAACAAAAGAAACCCGAAGAUAAUCUAUAUAUGGAAGGUGAUUUCCCUAAACGUAAACCUGAUAAAUGGCAACCUGCAGAAAGGCCUCAACAGAAGAAACCUCAAGAUAACUUAUACAACGAAGGAGAGUUUGAUCGUCCUGAUCGUCCGGAAUACCGACCGGCGGAAAGACCGUCUCCAAUUAAACCAGGCGAUAACUUAAAGCAAGAGGGCACUUUCGAAAGACCAGAUAAGCCUAAGUUUGUUCCGGCUGAACGCCCAAAACAGAAGAAACCCGAAGAUAAUCUAUAUAUGGAAGGUGAUUUUCCCAAACGUAAGCCUGAUGAAUGGCAACCUGCAGAAAGGCCCAAACAGAAGAAACCUCAAGAUAACUUAUAUAAUGAAGGAACUUUUGACCGUCCUGAACGUCCUGAAUAUCGUCCAGCUGAAAGACCUUCUCCAAUUAAACCUGGUGAUAAUUUAAAACAAGAAGGAGAUUUUGAACGCCCAGUAAGAGAAAAAUAUAGACCAGGAGAAAGACCGACGCCAUUCAAACAGCCUGAUAACUUAAAACAGGAAGGUACCUUUGAAAGACCUGAUAAACCCAAAUUUAUUCCUGCAGAACGGCCUAUACAGAAAAAACCUGAAGAUAAUUUGUAUCUUGAAGGUGAUUUUCCUAAACGUAAACCUGAUGAAUGGCAACCAGCUGAAAGACCCAAACAAAAGAAGCCCCAAGAUAAUUUGUAUAAUGAAGGUGACUUUGAUCGCCCUAAUCGUCCAGAGUAUCGUCCAGCAGAAAGGCCCUCACCGAUUAAACCAGGAGAUAAUUUAAAACAGGAGGGUGAUUUUGAACGUCCAGUAAAGGAGAAAUACAGACCUGGAGAAAGGCCAACGCCUUUUAAACAACCAGAUAAUUUGAAGCAAGAAGGUACUUUUGAAAGACCUGAUAAACCCAAAUUUAUUCCUGCUGAACGACCUAAACAAAAGAAACCUGAAGAUAAUUUAUAUAUGGAAGGCGACUUCCCUAAACGUAAACCUGAUGAAUGGCAACCAGCAGAAAGGCCCAAACAAAAGAGACCCCAAGAUAACUUAUAUAAUGAAGGAGAUUUUGAUCGUCCUGUUCGGCCAGAAUAUCACCCAGCUGAAAGACCAUCACCAAUAAAACCAGGAGAUAAUUUGAAACAGGAGGGUGAUUUUGAACGUCCAGUUAAAGAAAAAUAUAGACCGGGUGAGAGGCCCACGCCAUUCAAGCAGCCUGAUAACUUGAAGCAAGAAGGUACGUUUGAAAGACCAGAUAAACCUAAAUUUGUCCCAGCCGAACGCCCAAAACAGAAAAAGCCAGAAGAUAAUUUGUAUCUUGAGGGUGAUUUCCCAAAACGUAAACCUGAUGAUUGGCAACCUGCUGAAAGACCUAAACAAAAGAAACCUCAAGAUAACUUAUACAAUGAAGGAGAGUUUGACCGUCCUGACCGUCCUGAAUAUCGCCCAGCUGAGAGACCAUCGCCAAUAAAACCAGGGGAUAAUUUGAAACAAGAGGGUGACUUUGAGCGUCCAGUAAAGGAAAAAUACCGACCUGGAGAAAGGCCAACACCAUAUAAACAACCUGAUAAUUUGAAGCAAGAAGGGACUUUUGAAAGACCAGAUAAACCCAAAUUUGUUCCUGCAGAACGCCCAAAACAAAAGAAACCCGAAGACAAUCUAUACAUGGAAGGUGAUUUCCAUAAGCGUAAACCUGAUGAAUGGCAACCAGCAGAAAGGCCCAAACAAAAGAAGCCUCAAGAUAACUUAUACAACGAAGGUGAUUUUGAUCGUCCUGAUCGUCCGGAAUACCGUCCAGCUGAAAGACCCUCGCCAAUCAGACCUGGUGAUAAUUUGAAGCAAGAAGGAGACUUUGAACGUCCAGUUAAAGAGAAAUAUCAACCAGGCGAAAGACCUACUCCAUUCAAACAACCUGAUAAUUUGAAACAAGAAGGCACGUUUGAAAGACCGGAUAAACCUAAAUUUAUCCCUGCAGAACGUCCAAAACAAAAGAAACCUGAGGAUAAUUUAUAUAUGGAAGGUGACUUCCCAAAACGUAAACCUGAUGAAUGGCAACCAGCCGAGCGACCCAAACAGAAGAAACCACAAGAUAAUUUGUAUAACGAAGGAGAAUUUGAUCGUCCUGAUCGCCCAGAAUACCGUCCAGCUGAAAGGCCAUCGCCGAUCAAACCUGGCGAUAAUUUGAAACAAGAGGGUGAUUUUGAACGUCCAGUUAAAGAAAAAUACCGACCUGGAGAAAGGCCAUCUCCAGUGAAGCAACCUGACAACUUAAAACAAGAGGGCACGUUUGAUAGACCUGAUAAGCCCAAGUUCAUCCCUGCGGAACGUCCAAAGCAAAAGAAACCAGAAGAUAAUUUAUAUAUGGAAGGUGACUUCCCUAAACGUAAACCUGACGAAUGGCAACCAGCCGAAAGGCCCAAACAGAAAAAGCCUCAAGACAAUUUGUACAAUGAGGGAGAUUUUGAUCGUCCCCAUCGUCCAGAAUAUCGCCCAGCUGAAAGACCUUCACCAAUCAAGCCAGGUGAUAAUCUUAAGCAAGAAGGGGACUUUGAUCGCCCAGUUAAAGAAAAGUAUAGACCUGGUGAGAGACCUACGCCCUUCAAACAACCUGAUAAUUUGAAACAAGAAGGUACCUUUGAAAGACCUGACAAACCCAAAUUUGUUCCCGCCGAACGUCCAAAGCAAAAGAAACCGGAAGAUAAUUUAUAUAUGGAGGGUGACUUUCCUAAACGCAAACCUGAUGAGUGGCAACCAGCAGAACGACCCAAACAGAAGAAACCACAGGAUAAUUUGUAUAACGAAGGAGAGUUUGAUCGUCCUGAUCGCCCAGAAUACCGUCCAGCUGAAAGGCCAUCGCCGAUCAAACCAGGGGAUAAUUUGAAGCAGGAAGGCACUUUCGAUAGACCAGAGAAACCCAAGUUCGUUCCGGCUGAACGCCCAACCCAGAAGAAACCCGAAGAUAAUCUAUAUAUGGAAGGUGAUUUCCCUAAACGUAAACCCGAUGAAUGGCAACCCGCAGAAAGGCCCAAACAAAAGAAACCUCAAGACAAUCUAUACAAUGAAGGAGAGUUUGAUCGCCCUGAUCGUCCAGAGUAUCGUCCAGCUGAGACUUCACCAAUCAAACCUGGCGAUAACCUAAAACAAGAAGGUACCUUUGAAAGGCCCGAGAAACCUAAAUUUGUGCCUGCGGAACGUCCCAAACAAAAGAAACCUAAGGACAAUUUACUAACAGAAGGCGAAUUUGAAAAACCGGAACGUGUUCCAGUUGGGCCCGCUGAAAGGCGAGUGUUGAUAAAACAGGAAGACAAUUUGAUACUAGAAGGAGAAAGUAUGAUGCAACGACGGGAUGAUUAUACAAUUAUCAAAGGCGAACGAGUGGAUAUCAUUGUAAGAGAAGACAAUUUGAAGAUGGAGGGUGAGUUUAUUGAUAAUCGUAGGCGUGAUGACUAUAUUGUUGUCAAGGGCGAAAGAGCUGAUGUGGUUGUGAGAGAAGACAAUCUUAAAUUGACUGGAGAAUUUACCGAUAUUCGUAGUAGCGAUGAUUAUUGUGUAACAAAGGGUGAAAGAGCAACGAUUGUCACACGUGAAGACAAUUUGAAAAUGGAAGGUGAGUUUAAUGAAUAUCGGAAGCGUGAUGAAUUCUCUACCAAACGAAUUGAUCGUUCGGAGAUUAUCAAACAUGAGGACAAUUUAUAUAUGGAAGGAGACUUUGAAAAGCGGGUUAUACAGAAAGUUGAACCUGGAGAAAGAAGGACACCUAUUAAACAUGGUGAUAAUCUUUACUUAGAAGGUGACUUUACUACACCAGUGAAGCCAAAAUUCCAGCCAGCUGAACGCGUUACACCUAAAAAACCUAAAGAUAAUCUUCAUAAUGAAGGAGAUUUUGAAAGACCUAAACAUGAACCGGUUGGCCCUGGAGAAAAGAGAACUCCGAUACGACAUGGAGACAAUCUCUUCCUGGAAGGUGACUUUACUACUCCAGAAAAGCCUAAAUUCCAGCCAGCUGAACGUGUUACACCCAAGAAACCUAAAGAUAAUCUUCAUAAUGAAGGAGAUUUUGAAAGACCUAAACAUGAACCAGUUGGCCCUGGAGAAAAGAGAACUCCGAUACGACAUGGAGACAAUCUCUUCCUGGAAGGUGACUUUGUUACUCCCGAAAAGCCAAAAUUCCAACCCGCAGAACGUGUCACACCCAAAAAACCUAAAGAUAAUCUUCAUAAUGAAGGAGAUUUUGAAAGACCUAAAUAUGAACCAGUGGGUCCUGGAGAAAAGAGAACUCCGAUACGUCAUGGAGACAAUCUCUUCCUAGAAGGUGACUUUGUUACUCCCGAAAAGCCAAAAUUCCAGCCUGCAGAACGUGUUACUCCUAAAAAACCUAAGGAUAAUCUUCAGAAUGAAGGAGAUUUUGAAAGACCUAAACAUGAACCGGUUGGUCCUGCAGAAAAAAGAACUCCGAUUUACCAUAGUGACAACUUGUUCUUAGAAGGAGACUUUACGACUCCAGAAAAACCGAAGUUUCAACCUGCUGAACGUGUUACUCCUAAGAAACCUAUUGAUAACCUUCACAAUGAAGGGGACUUUGAUAGGCCCAAACAUGAACCAAUUGGGCCUGGUGAAAGAAGGACUCCAAUUAGACAUGGAGAUAACCUCUUUAUGGAAGGAGAUUUUGUUACUCCAGAAAAACCUAAAUUCCAACCAGCUGAACGCGUAACGCCCAAGAAACCUAAAGAUAAUCUUUGUAACGAAGGAGACUUUGAGAGACCUAAGCAUGAACCAUUUGGACCCGGUGAGAGAAGAACUCCAAUACGUCAUGGAGACAAUCUUUUCAUGGAGGGUGAUUUUACUACUCCAGAAAAGCCUAAAUUUCAACCCGCCGAACGUGUCACACCGAAGAAACCUAAAGAUAACUUACAAAAUGAAGGUGAUUUUGAAAGGCCAAAACAUAAACCAAUUGGCCCUGGCGAGCGUAGAACACCAAUACGUCAUGGAGAUAAUCUUUUCAUGGAGGGUGAUUUUACUACUCCAGAAAAGCCUAAAUUUCAGCCUGCUGAACGUGUCACCCCUAAGAAACCUAAAGAUAACUUACAAAAUGAGGGUGAUUUUGAAAGACCAAAACAUAAACCAAUUGGUCCAGGUGAACGUCGAACCCCAAUUCGUCAUGGAGACAAUCUAUUCCUGGAAGGAGACAUUGUAACUCCAGAAAAACCUAAAUUUCAGCCAGCGGAACGUGUUACUCCUAAAAAGCCAAAAGAUAAUCUUCAAAAUGAAGGCGAUUUUGAGAGACCAACUCAAAAACCUGUUGGUCCCGGGGAACGUCGUACUCCAAUUCGGCACAAUGACAAUCUAUUCACUGAAGGAGAAUUCACAACUCCAGAGAAGCCUAAAUUCGUACCAGCUGAACGCGUUACUCCUAAGAAGCCUAAAGACAACUUGCAAACUGAGGGUACUUUUGAAAAACGCGUAACCACUGUGGUCACCAAAGGAGAACGCGCAGAAAUUGUCAAACACGAAGACAACCUCAAAAUGGGAGGUGACUUUAUUGGUAAACCCAAGGACGACUUUAAACCAGUUCGUGGUGACCGAGCUCCUGUAAAGAAACCACAAGAUAACUUAAAGCUGACCGGAGAUUUUAAAUCAACCACCACCGCACAGAGCCAAUUUACAGUGGUCCAAGGAGAACGUGCUGUUAUCAAAAAACACGAGGAUUCUUUGAAAGUCACCAGCGGAACUACCGAUUAUACCACAACAAGCAGGGAAUCAAUGUCUCCUAAAAAAGUUACAACACCAUCUCCAACCCAUGCUAUUGUUAACAGAAGAAGACAUAUGGAAUCCAGCAUCGUAAUUGGCAGUGACUAUGGUACCAGUACCAAUAAUGUAAGGAGCACAGUGAAAAACGUAAAAGAUGUCAGGGAAACCAAUGUGAGGUCGUCAAAUAUUAAGGAUACUACUGUGAAAGAAACCAAUGUGGUUAAAGAUACUGUGAAUAAAAUAUCAGGCGACAGCAAGACGGAUACAUCAACAGAUGUUAAGACCUUAGCAGAUGGUACCAUUGUAAAGACGACCAGGACAAUCACGAAAGUGCGACAAGGUCAGGUAAAUGGUCAUCAUCAACAAAGUGCCACAGAGAAAUCCACGUCGAGCACAAAUAUCAACCAAAUCAACAAAUCGUCAUCUUCAACACACGUCAGUCACAACACGCAACAAUCAAGCUCGAAUGUCAAUCAACAGUCAACCUUGAUGUCUUCAUCAUCAAACAUCUCCAAUGUAAACCAAGUGUCAAAGUCGUCAUCAUCCGCUCACAUUUCUAAAUCAACCCUUAAUCAAAACACUCUACAACAAACCUCUUCAUCAUCUGCUCUGAACGAAAUCAAGUCCCAUCACGACAGUCAUCACAGGAAAAGCGUAAUGUCUUCGAACGUAGACAUGUCCAACCAAAUACUGCAUCGAAAAUCACAGGUAUCUUCAGUUGAUAACGUACACUCUCAACACAUGUCCAAUACAAGUACAGGAAUGGAUAUUCGUAAAUCCAUCUGUAACAUACACGAUCAAGGCUAUGUCAACAAGUCGCACCAUCAUGACUCAUCAAGAAACACGUUGUCGUCGAUUCAUAGAUCAAGCCAGGAAGCAACCCAAUCACAAAACAUCAAGAAAGGAGGAUGGUCCAACGCGUCUUAUCAAGUUAUCGAUCGCCCACAAAAAAUUGUACGCAGAGAUAACCUCUCAGUAGGAGGAAACUUCUACGGAUCAUCAGAAGCGAAAUCUUACGGUAACUUCACGAAACAACAGAAUAUUCAACAAGUUGAACGAGUUACGCGUCGUUCGAAUAUGUCGCAUAUCACUCUUGGAGAAAGUAAUGUCAACGUGGUUACUUCUUAUAAAAAAGAGUACACUCCAAGGAAUAUUGGGCCUUGUCCUGCUACAUUGAUCGACACGCCCAAGACGCCAUUCCGUCACACCAGGGACACCAAAACUCAUAAAUUCUAUUCGGUUGAAACAAAGUAAAUGCAUUACAUUAACUUUUUUACAUUGCUUUUUUACGUAUUGGACUUUUGAAUGGAGCUUUAAUUUGAUUUUCCUAGAAUUUGCUUUGAUUUAUAUUACUUACAUAUAAUUGAUUAUUUUCUUUAUAUUAUUAUGCAAUUGUAAUCAAUUUUUUUUUUAUGCUACCAUACAGCAUGUGCUUAAGAAUCGUAACAUUGUGAUAAGGCAACUUGCGCGUAUGCAAACGUGUAAGUUUGAGCAAUUGUUUUCUAACCAUGACUAUAUUAUAUUAGAUUUAAGUUUAUAUUUUAGUACUUGAUACGCAAUCGUUAAACAAAUGCAAUAAUGUUUGUUUUCUCGCUUUUUGUUCGUUUAUGUUAUUCGUUUUAUGUUUAUCUUAUCGAAUAAAAUAUCUAUUACUUAA